This is a messenger RNA of Klebsormidium nitens, 3735 nucleotides long. The record is from the annotation of a GenBank genome assembly. Lineage: Eukaryota; Viridiplantae; Streptophyta; Klebsormidiophyceae; Klebsormidiales; Klebsormidiaceae.
AUGAAGGCGCGCGGGGGCGACAGACGCGCCCCCGGAACAAGGGUGUUACGACUCACCCUCAACAAAAGCCGAAGGAACCCAGCCAGCUGGCGGCCUGCAAAAAUCACAGCCCGCAGCUGGGGGGAGGUAAGUACAGGGGCCGGAGAGCCUAAACAAAAUCCACCUGGGACCGGAGCGUCCCAGGGCCAGGCCGGAGAGCCUGAACAAGCUGGGAAGUCCGGCACAGCCUUAGUGGAGCAAGAGGGGGAGAAGGGCAACUAUCCCCAGGGACUAACCGGAGGAGAACCCGGGAAGGUCAACCAAGGAGGUGGGGCCCAAAAGGCCUUAGGGCCAGGGCAGUCCGAAAGGGCCUUGCCCCCGGAGGGGGGCAAACCACCAACACCCGAUCAGGGUGGACAAGAGCUACGCCGGGACCCUGCCCCGGGAAUCAACAGGAGAGAGGGCACAGGGGAGAUCAGCUUGAAAGGGCUGCAUUCCCUUGAAGCCGGAGGUCAGGAACUGGGACCGGAGCUGCAGGCAACAGCUGUGGGGACAGCACCAGAGGAGAAAGGUGCGAGCCAAUUCGGAGCAAAGGGGACUGAGAAGCCCUUUGAGUGGGGAGACGAGCAGAUCUGGCCGGGACUACCACCGGAGCAGAGGGCCGAGGUCACGGGGCUGCUGGAGGAGUUCCGGGACAUCUUCGCGUGGUCCAUCUACGACCUGAGCGACACCGCCAUCGAAUGGGUGGAGUUCGAGGUGGACUUCACCGACGAGAAGCCAAUCUGGUCACCCAAGCGGCGCUACUCCCAGUACGAGACGGACCUGUUGAAGGCGUACGUGGAGGAGAGGCUGGCCGCCAAGCUCAUUGCGCCUUUAAAGCUGCCCCCGGGGGUCAAGGAGCCCUUCGCUGCCGCCACCGUCAUGCCGCGCAAGAAAGACGCGGAGAGGAACUGGACGGAGAGGCGGAUCUGCGGCGACUACCGGCCCCACAACGACAAGACUGUCCCUGACAAGUACCCGAUGCCUAUAGCGGACGAGCUAUUCGACGAUCUGGGGGAGAGCGACUGCUUCUCCACGCUGGACCUCAGGAUGGGGUACCACCAGAUCCGGAUCCGGGAGGGAGACGAGUGGAAGCUGGCGUUGGGCCACGACGACCUCUACAUGCCGCUGCGCACCCCCUUCGGGCCCAAGAACGCGCCAGCGCUGUUUCAGAGGCUGAUGGACCGGGUGCUGCGGGAGCUGCGGGCCUUCGCGCGGGCGUUCAUCGACGACACCAUCGUCCACGCCAAGGGCUUCCGGGCCCACUUGGACGCCCUGCGCGGAGUCUUCACCGAGCUCCGGCGCCACAACAUCAAGGUGCACCCGAAGAAGAUCCGGAUCCUUUUCCCGGAGAUCCCUUUCUUGGGGCACAUGGUUAACCCCGUGGGGCUGAAGCCCCAAGCCGUCAAAGUGGCGGCCAUCCAACGCAUCCCCUACCCUACAGGCCAAACCGCCAUCAAGCAGUUCCGGGGCAUCGUCAACUACUACCGCAAGUUCCUUGCGGGGUGUAGCGCGGUGGCCCGGCCGCUAAACGACCUACUCAAGAAGGACGUGGAGUUCCGGAGGAGCUGGGAGCUGAAUGCAAGGAGGCGGAAGGAGUUCGAGCUGCACACAGAUUGGAGCGCGGCAGGAUGCGGGGCAAUUCUACAACAACGAGACGACGCCGGGGAGGAACGGGUGGUGGCCUACGCCAGCCGGAGCAACAACAAGGCCGAGAGCAACUACUCCAGCUACGCUGGGGAGUGCUUGGCCGCGGUGUGGGGAGUGCGCUACUUCCGGGUGUACCUGUACGGGGCGCGCUUCAUCCUCUACACCGACCACCGCCCCCUCGAGUGGCUGGUGACCAACCCCAACCUCACGGGCAUGCACGCCCGGUGGGCGCUGAUGCUUCAGGAGUUUGACUUCGAGGUGCGGUACCGCAAGGGGUUGAUCAACAUGAACGCAGACGGGCUGAGCCGAAACCCCCAGCCGGAGACAGAGGAUCCCACCGGAGCGCGGAUGCAUGAGGACGCGGCCGGAGGAGGGGACCCAGGGCCGGGGGGAAGGCCAGCAGUAACCUACCUGGCCUGGCAGGCCUGGGCAGCCGACACUCCGGUGCCCCCAGGGGAGUUGGAGUACCUCACUAUGGAGGAGGCCGGAGGCGAGCCGUGGGAACCAGAGGACGAGCUCGAGCUCCCCGGAGAGCUGCCCAUGCCGGGCCCAAUGGACUACGGCACUGUUGACGCAGAUGUACAGGUCCCGGAGACUCCGGGGCUGGGGGGAGAAAGAGCCAAAGCCCUCACCGACAUCUGGGAAGACAUCAACACCCUGAACCACCUGUGGACCGGGGUCCUCGACCCCAACUGGAGCAAGGGCGAGGUGGAGAGAGUGCGCCGGAGAGCGCAGUCCUACCGGUUUCGGGACGGGGUGGUGAUACACCAUCUUAAUAGCGAUGGGGAGGAGGAGCCCCGGACCUGCGACGGGGUGCUGUUGCGCCUCCUGGCAGGGGGGGAGGAGAAGAUCGUGCCAGCACCGCAACAGCGGGACAACCUGGUUCGAGAAAUUCACGACUUCACCGGGCACUGGGGCGAGAAACGCACGGUGCACCUCCUCAAACGAACCUACUGGUGGGCCGGGAUGUACAAGACGGCCCAAGACGGCGUGGCAAGUUGCCAACAGUGCGACCGGACCAAGGCGAGCUUCUCGGUCAAGAUGUCGGGGAUGAAGUCCCUGCCCAUCAUGGGGCUGGGGUACCGGUGGAGCCUGGACUUCGCCGGGCCUCUGCUGACGACCCGGAGCCGGAAGCGGUACUGCCUGGUCAUCAUCGAGCACUUCAACAAGUGGUGCCAGCUAGUGGCGCUGCCCAGCAAGCACUUGGGGAAGGUGGCGGAGGCGUUCCUGGCCAUUAUGACCCGGUUCGGAGCCUGCGCGGAAGUCCUAACGGACAACGGGAUCCAACGGCCUGACGGAGCGCUUGGUGCGCACCAUCAAGGAAGGCAUCACCCGCUAGGGACGGAAGCCGACCGCCGGACGUGGGACGAGUGGCUGCCGUACCUGGCAAUGGGGUACCGGAUGAGCCCAAAGACGGCUCUGGGGGGAUACUCCCCCUACUUCCUUUUGCACGGCCGUCACCCCAUGCUUACGGGGGAGGCGGUCAAGCAGUUGGUGGGAACUCCGGUCGAUUUCGACACACCGGAGCAGUGGGUGGCGGCAUGCCACCAGCGAGCGGAGGUGCUGCAGCGGGAGAUGCCCCUGGCCUUGGGGAACCUGCUCGCUGCGCAGCACCGGGACCAACGGCGGUACGACCACGUGCGCAAGACGGGGUACCGGCCGAAGGUGCGGAAAUUUGAAGUGGGGGACCUGGCCUACCUCCGGCGCCAACCGGCGGACAAGACGGACGUGUCCGUGACGCGCGAGGCGUACCGGGUACACCAGGUCGGCUCCAACGGGCGCUUGGUGUUGCAAGGGGCGGACGGGACGCUGUUCAAGGAGCAUAUCGAGAACUGCGCCCCCUGCCACAACCCCAACAUCGACACCACCAUCGACCCGACGCUCACGACAGUGACGGCAGAUCACGCCUGCCAAAUAUGCAAGAGCCCCGGCCGGCAAGCAACGAUGUUGCUUUGCGACUACUGCCUGGAGGGUUACCACAUGGGCUGCCUAGAACCGGCGGUCAAGGAGGUGCCCAAGGGAGUUUGGCUGUGCUCAAGCUGCACCCAGAGCUUGCAGCAAGGGUAA